Messenger RNA from Oldenlandia corymbosa var. corymbosa, 2055 nucleotides. Lineage: Eukaryota; Viridiplantae; Streptophyta; Magnoliopsida; Gentianales; Rubiaceae. The record is from the annotation of a GenBank genome assembly.
CAUUAUUGGAUUAUUUUUCAAUAACAUUAACAUGAUCAUGAUACAAAAAAAUAAAAAAAGAUUAUUGUAAAAAGCAAUUUUUGCUUCAUGAUUGACAUGGUUUUUAGUAUUUAUAAGUAGUAGUAAUAAGUUGUAAGAAGAAGACAUGAAACACGACUCAAUUGCACGUAUUGAAAGGGAUGCCAUUUUAUUUUAAAUUUUACUUAAUUAUUAUGCAAAAGGCUGCUUUAGUAACCAAAAGUCAUAUAAAUGUGAUUAAAUACAGAAGAAGAAAAUGAAACCAAACAGAGCAAACUCAAAAGUCUCAUACAGAGAGAGUCUUAUCAUUUCAUAACUUGCCAUAGCUAUGGCUGCAACUCCAACUCCUUCAUCCCCCCAAUCAUCACCACAAUCAGUGAAUACAGAGGAAUUGGAUCACAUAAUCCACGGACUUGGAUUUGAAAUUGAACACGUUUCAGCCCAAAAAGUCUCAGGCAGGAUGAAGAUAACACCAAAAUGUUGUCAGCCAUUCAAGGUGUUGCAUGGAGGGGUUUCUGCUUUAAUAGCCGAGGCAUUAGCAAGUAUGGGAGCCCAUUUGGCAUCAGAUUUGAAAAGGGUUGCUGGGAUUCACCUCAGUAUCAAUCAUGUCAAGAGUGCCCAAUUGGGUGACCUUGUGUUUGCUGAGGCUUAUCCUGUUAGUGUUGGGAGAACUCUUCAAGUUUGGGAAGUUAGGCUUUGGAAGAACAAUAGUAAGAACAAGGAUAACCAAAGGUCUUUGGUUGCUUCUUCAAGAGUUACUCUUAUGUGUAAUUUGCCUGUUCCAGAUAAUGCUAAACAUGCCGGGGAUCAUCUCAAAAAGUACGCCAAAUUAUGAAUACUUUUUUUUUUUACUUGUUCUUCUUCCUUUUGUAAAAAUCUUAUCUUUGCUAUAAUUAUUGCUGUUGCCAAGAAAUUUCUGGUUUAUUAUGCCAGAUUCUAGCAUUUUUUAGUUGGAAAACUAUAGAUUAUGCUCUCUCUAUUUAUGUAAUUAGCGAUUGUUUGGGAGGAAGGAAACUGGAAUAAGAGUAGAAGUGUAUGAUUAUUAGUUUUUCUUUUGUGCUUUUUUAACUUUUUGGCCUAGUUCAAUCUGGUGCGGACAUUUCUAAGGAAACUUUUUAUGGCUUCUUUCUUUUUUUUUUUUCCCCCCCCUUUCUUUGGGCAAAUAAGGACAGAAACCUGAAAGUUCUAGCCUUUGUGUUAGUAUUACUAGAUGAUGAUUCAUUCAUCUCUGAUGUCUUCGAGUAUUGUUUCAUCUCGUAUAUGCCUAACUGAUUGAGCUAUAUGUUAUUAGAAAAUUUUCAGUCUCUGGUACCUUCGUUUUGGGUCCUAAUUGUGAGGCUGCUACUUGGGUAAUUAUGUUCUAUGAAGCCAUUGUAAAUGUCAUCAUAGUGCCUUCUGAUAUAUCACCCACUUUUGUCAUGUGAUGUGAGGGUUGUUAGGUAUAUUUGGCUUAUUGGCUUUAUGGAAUAUAACAUUUUUAUGAUCAUCCAAACAACUCUUGUAUGAAAGAUUUUGGGGCUUGUGACUUUCAGUAAAACAUGAUGCCUAUGCCAUAAAACAUCAUUUUCGGAUAGGAAUCUACCACCAUAUUUGGUGGUGAAGACCAUCAGGGGAGGAUUGGCAGAAUCAAGUAUACAAGUUUUCUGCACUUUUUUUAACCAUUUCAUAAAGGGCUGAUCAUUGGCAUUAUCUGGUUUGGAUUAUAGAGUAAGCUCUUGCAUUUUUCAUGAUAUUCAUCUGGAUUUGAGAAUGGCUUGUUUAGAUAGAACUUUUAGGCCUUGCUUGAUGCAAUCUGUUCUUUUCUCAUAAUGCUUUCUCACCAAAAAUGUUGCUAACAACCUCCUUUUAGCCGUUUACGGGGUUGAAUUUCACUUGAAGAGGUAAAGGGUACUGUGGACUGCUAACAACCUUCAGUUAGCAGACUUUUGUAAGGUGAAUUGAAGAAUCAAUUGCCGUCGUUGUAAUGAAUACCAGUUGGUACAAGGAGCGGUUGCAGCUUUUGUAAUUCAUUAACUAAGUAAUCGCUUUUUUUUUUUU